Messenger RNA from Capsella rubella, 1576 nucleotides. RefSeq lists its product as uncharacterized. The transcript has a single exon. Lineage: Eukaryota; Viridiplantae; Streptophyta; Magnoliopsida; Brassicales; Brassicaceae. The record is from RefSeq and is a predicted model, not a curated record. The coding region runs from base 332 to 1255 and encodes 307 amino acids.
UGCUUACAAAUCUCCAAUUAAUAAGCUCAUAAUUUCUCUCUCUUUCUCUAUUAUAUUCUAUCUGUAUUUUUUAUUUUAAUUAUUAUUAUUUCCGACAGAGAAUGCUUUAUCUCACCUCCGACUCUUCAUCCGUGGUCUAAAAACAGAGAGAUCUUAGAAGAAGAAGACAAAAUCUUUACCACCAGAUCUUUCUGCUUCCUUCUCUUUCUUCCUUGUUCAUCUUUUACAGGUUGUCACAUCACUAUAAUCUCACCGAUACUCUCGGACCCCAAAAAGCUUUCUUUCUUUUUUUUCUUCUCAGAAAACUCAAUCCUUUAGUCCAUAUCCUCCGAUGAGGUGUAAGAGACACACCGUCGAUUUCAGCAGCACAAACGGCGUAUGCGCUUCUUGCCUCCGUGAACGUCUCCUCUCCCUCGCCGCUUCCGCCGCCGUCACAGCCGCCGUUGAAGAUAACAACAAUCGUAACCAAUCACGCAAAUCUAAGAACCCUCCUCCUCCUCCUCCUCCGCUUUUAGUCUUCCCUCGCUCUGUUUCUCCUUAUGUAACCCGUAGAAAAUCCGACGCCGGAGACGGAGGAGGUGAUCCUUCAACCACUUCUAAUCGGAGGUUCAUCACCACGCCUCAGGUAGAUCUCGUCGGAUACUCAUGCAAGGACUUGGAAUCGAAUCGGUCUCAUAAACCAAAAGAAGGUAAAAAAUUGUCUAGAUUCUCUAAUCUAUUCAGAGCUAGAUCUGAAGAUUUCGAUUCAAAUCCUAAAUCCAACAAUCCUAGAUUCUCUUGCGACGCGUCCGAGUCUUCGUCGUCAUCUUCACGGUCAUGGAUCUCGUCGAUUCUCUCCACCGGUCGCCGGAAAAAGCAACCGUGUUACAUAGAAGACGUAAUCGCAGGUCGCAGACCUCAACGUAUAUACUGUAGAGGAAUGUCACCUGCCAGAGAUACCGAACCGGAGCCAGAGCCGGAGCCGGAAUCAAUAGAUGAAUCGAGAAGAACACCGGCGGCGAAAACCCCGGGGAGGAGAAAGAUUGGGAGUGGGAUAGGGAAGAAGAGCAUGUCGGGGAUGGCUUUUUGUUUGAGUCCGUUGGUGAGAGCGAGUCCCAAUUGUCCGUUUAAACGGAAAAUGAGAUUUCCAUCGGAAUUCGGUAACUCCGGCGAUGUAACGGUGACGGAGAAGCCUCAUAUAUCAGCAGCGGCGUCGUUUUGCGCAAAUAGAUCGAAGAAGCUUGUGGAUUUAGGUCGAGUUGAUCGCCGCCAUUGAGUUUUGGGUGGUUUUAGUCUGGUCAACGUGUUCUGUUUGACUAGUGGAUUGGAUAGUAACUAUACAAAUUCACUCGUGGCUUUUCUAAAGAUGGAUUUUUCCAAAUCAAGCUUUUUAAUUGGCUUGAGGUGAAUAAUCAGAAUGGAAAAUAGUUUUUUUUUUCUAAAUACUUUUUUUACCAACUUGUAAUGUUUUGUUUCUGAUUGUAAUUGUAGAGUUUGAUGGCCUAAAUAGUUGUGCCUAAGAGGAGAUUCAGAUAAGCAAUGUAGUGUUUUUGUUUUUGUUUUUGUUUUAUGAGAAUUGUUAGAAACCUAUGAAAUA